Molecule: messenger RNA, 1152 nt
Organism: Rangifer tarandus platyrhynchus (Svalbard reindeer)
Lineage: Eukaryota; Metazoa; Chordata; Mammalia; Artiodactyla; Cervidae
Source: the annotation of a GenBank genome assembly
AUGUCGGUCAGCUGGAGGCCACAGCGGCACCUGCAGAUGGUUCAGACAGCUCUGAAGGUCCCAUCAAGGAAACAGGCAAAGUCAGCCUUGGAAUCCAAGGACGAGGCACCCACAGGACAAGCCCAAGAAGAGGCCCCUGGCCAAGAGGUGGCUGAGUCUGUUCUGACCAGAACAGGAGUGGUGACGACAGAGUCAUCCACUCCAUCCACAAGUCCUGCCGAUUCCGCCUCCAGUUCUGUCCCUCCCCCUGGUGCCUCUGCCUCUCACCAGGUCGACCACAGCAGCAGCUCCCUAACUGGUCCUGUCUUCCAGACCCUUCUCCUGCCCUGCAGCGACCAGGGCGACCUUAAAACGCAGAUCUGCCUAAAUGUCCUUCCAGGAGAGUGCCUUGGGGGCCCACGAAGGAGAAAUCCCAACGGGCUCGCAGUCAGACAAGCAGAGGGUGAAGGGCGCGAACCCGGCGGCUCUUCAGACACGAGUCAGGCCGAGCGGCUCCUCUCCGGGGACAGAUUGGGCGGCGCUCCUGUCUGCAGCUGCUGCACCACCAGGAGCUUCUCGUCUCUCAACCCCGAUAAUUAUAGUCCCCGGUGCUCGGUUAACACCCGUGUCAUUGCAGGGUGUUGGAACAAGCAGACUCUUGAGAACCUGUUGCAGGAUGGCGGCCAGUGCUUUGGGGGAACUAUGGCUGAGCAGAAAGGGGGAAAAGUCGACUCUCAAAACCCCGGCUCAAACCUUCACCUGGCGGGACCCGGGGAAACUCCGACCAGACCCCGACUAAACCGAGAUCAGGCCCAGCCCUUCGACUGUCAGUCGCGGGGCGCGCUCUACGGCCUCGGGCCCCGGCCACGAGCCGCUCCGACCCCUGCCUGCCCCCGGAGGGAGGCCGGGACCCCUAGCCCGCGGGACUGCGCGCCGCCCCCUCCCCGCCGGUCCCGACGAGCGCCUCGCUUCCCCUCCCCCCUUCCCGCCUCCCCAGUCAGUGUCCCCGCCUUCCCCGCGGGCGACGGGCGGCGGCGGCAGCAGGAGGAGCGGGCCGAGCCGCGGCAGCCCGGUCCUUGCGCGCUGGGAUGUAGCGAACCAGAAGGGGCAGAAGCUGCGCGCAGAGCCGGAGACACAGCUGGAUCCGGGGCCCCGGUCGGAGUGAAAAUCUAA